Messenger RNA from Daldinia vernicosa, 1986 nucleotides. RefSeq names its product FAD/NAD(P)-binding domain-containing protein. Gene Ontology annotation, molecular function: FAD binding; monooxygenase activity. Lineage: Eukaryota; Fungi; Ascomycota; Sordariomycetes; Xylariales; Hypoxylaceae. The record is from RefSeq and is a predicted model, not a curated record. Gene Ontology annotation, biological process: secondary metabolite biosynthetic process. Bases 355 to 1764 code for a protein of 469 amino acids. The transcript has 2 exons.
CAGGACAACCCCUCAUUAGCCGGCAAUGAGUAACGUCUCCACCCUUGUUUAAGGGUUAUGGAUUCCACUUCUAUGUAUAGACUUGCCUGAUUCCUUCACAACCCUCGGGAUAACUAUCCAAAGAAAGACGGCAGAAUGUCCGGCUCGCUAUUGAUUGUCGCCCUCCCUAGGAGCCGCUCUUCAUUAGGGAGAGGUUACGUGUCGUGUUACGUCUAUCGUGUCCUCACCUACUGCUAUAUUUCAAAUAAUAUUUCAAAUACCUAUUCUCUGCUUCAGUAAACGACAGACUUCUUUACGUUACACCACAACACAGUUUCGCAUAGUUAUACUUAAUUCUUAGUCUGAAUUGCCAAUAUGUCCGAUUACAGGGACUUGCGAAUAUCCGUCAUCGGCGCGGGUAUGGGCGGUCUCGCCUGCGCCCUUGCCUUCGCCAAGAAGGGGUUCAAGCAUGUCGACGUAUAUGAGACGGCUUCGAAUCUGGGAUUCGUCGGAGCCGGGAUCCAGCUGGCCCCGAACAUGGCUCGGGUGUUAGACCGCUGGGGCUGCUGGGACGAGAUCUUUGCUGAGGCUACUAACAUCAAAGGCUCAAGCAUCCGCGAGGGCUCUUCGAACCGUGAACUUGUACACGUCGAAAUGCCCGACAUUGCCGAGAAGUAUGGAUACCCUCACUGCACGGGACAUCGCGCGUCGCUAGCUGGUGGCCUGUAUGAGGGAUGCAAAAAAGAGCCAAGCAUCAAGUUCCAUUUUUCGACGUCGCUUGCCGAUAUAACAUCAUUCGGUCCGGACAAGACGGUGUUCAAGGUACAGCCACGUAACGGCGACCCGUACGAGGUGGAGACCGAUAUCCUACUUGGUGCCGACGGCAUCAAAUCCACCGUGCGGUCCGCUCUGCUCCGCACUCUAAAUCUUAGUGGCGAUGUCGAAGACACGGGACAGGCCGCAUACCGGAUUAUGCUCACGCGGUCCCAGAUGGAACAUGACCCGGAGCUUCUGGAGCUCUUAGACGCCGACGUCGCGCUGCGAUGGAUAGGUGAGAAGCGACACAUCGUGGCAUACCCUAUUAGCAACAAGACCAUCUACAACUUAUCAACGUGCCAACCUGAUGUCAACUUUGCCGAAGCCCCGAGUAUCACGUAUACGACGCGAGGUAGCAAGUCUGCCAUGCUAGAUGUAUACGCGGAUUUCCACCCCAUCGUGCAAAAGAUGCUAAACAUGGUGCCCGAAGGUGAGGUGUGUGAGUGGAGGUUACGUUCACAUAGUGCCCUUGAUACCUGGAUCCUUGGUGCUGUUGCUCUGGUUGGUGACGCCUGCCAUCCCACGCUACCCCACCUUAGCCAGGGCGCUGCCAUGGCCAUCGAGGACGGCGCCGUGCUGGCAGAAGUGGUAAGCCGCGCACCAGGAGGCGGUUCAGACAGGGAAGCUCUCUCCAAGGCGCUCAAAGUCUAUGAGCUACUGAGGAAGGACCGAACGACGAUACUAGUCGACCUAGCCGCGUCAUCCGCACGAUCGCUACACCUAGGCGAGGGUAAGGCGAAGGAGGAGAGGGAUAGACAGUUCGCCAUGGGCAUGAAGAAGGGAACACCCAUUCCGGACAAGUGGGCCAGUCCCGAGGUUCAGCAUAUGAUCUAUUCGUACGACUGCGUGAAGGACACCGAUGAGAGGUUCGACGAGUUGUACGCUGCGCUUACAGGUGAGACUAAUGGCCAUGCAAAUGGCCAGACGAAUAGUUACGCGAACGAGCACGCAAACGGCGUAACCGCAUAGAAGUUGUAUAGAAGUUAGAGUCUCGUUUUACUGCAUUAUAUAAAGACACGGACAUGAUAGUGAAUGUAGCAGUAGCGAAUAUAUGGAAUUGACUUGACGCGAUCACCGUCGUGGACUGCUCACAAGGAGUAUAACGCUGUAUAAUUACAAAAGAACCAAUUCCGUAGGACCAAAAACGCCAUGCUCCCUUCUGAUGCGUAUCGUAUCAUCCCCUCCCCCCUC